Messenger RNA from Fulvia fulva, 1737 nucleotides. RefSeq names its product Origin recognition complex subunit 2. Gene Ontology annotation, molecular function: DNA replication origin binding. The transcript has a single exon. Gene Ontology annotation, biological process: DNA replication. NCBI's taxonomy places the organism in Eukaryota, Fungi, Ascomycota, Dothideomycetes, Mycosphaerellales, Mycosphaerellaceae. Gene Ontology annotation, cellular component: nuclear origin of replication recognition complex; nucleus. The record is from RefSeq and is a predicted model, not a curated record. The coding region runs from base 1 to 1737 and encodes 578 amino acids.
AUGCCGAAGAGACGGAAGGCUGAUGAUGAGGUCGAAGAUGAUGGUCCUACACCACGGAAGAGCGUACGAAGAAGUGCUAGGACCGCUGCCGAAGAAAGCCAAAGUCCCGCGGAAACAGCUUCGCGACGGAAAGGCAUACUGAAGCAUGCGACCCCAUCGAAGGCGAAUGGCUUGAAGAGUGUUGAGGCGACCCCCAGUGCUAUGCGGAAGGUCCUCUUCGCGACACCCAAAGCCGACAAGGAGGAUAUCAACGGCGAUGAUGAAGACACCCCGAUUGCAGCACGCAACGAUCGAUCAGCUCGUAGAAAGAGAGGCCGAAUCUUGCAGCAGCAGAUAGUAGAGGUGGAUGAUAGCGAUGGAGAGGCUGACGAGAGGGACGCAGCCGUUGCGCAAGCGAUCCUGGGUGGAGAAGACGAAGAGGAAGACGAAGACGAGAUCGAGCUGAACCCAUCAUCAGCACCAGACACACCUUCGAAGACAGGACGACCACGAGGGCGACCGAAAGGCAAACGGCGCGAGCGAACACCCAGCCCACCACCGAAUCUGCCCUCCCAUGAGCUGUACUUCUUGCAGAACAAAGCAGGUGCGAACAAGACAUCAGCCAAUACCUUGCCGUCCCAGCUACUGCUGAGCCAUGAAGACUACUUUGCUCAGAUCGCUGCGUACAAGGACCCACAUACCGCAGACAUCGAACGACUGAAGCAAUUGCAUAAGCCUGCCUUUGAUCAAUGGGUGUUUGAGCUCGAAGAAGGCUUCAACAUCUGCCUGUACGGCUAUGGUUCGAAGCGGAAGCUACUUCUGGACUUUGCGACGCAUGUCUACCAUCAAUCAACGGAGGCUCCGAAGAUGAUCAUCGUCAAUGGCUACACUCCGAAUCUGACCAUCAGAGACAUCCUGACUACUGUCGCUGGCGCCACUCUCCCGAAGAACACCAAGCUCCCAGCACAACCUCAAGCACUCCUGGAGCUCCUGCUAGCAGAGAUGACCAGCCCAAUAACAAUCAUGAUCCACUCACUGGACCGCUCCAAUCUCCGCAAGUCCUCGACCCAGUCCAUCCUGGCCUCCCUAGCAGCUCAUCCCCACAUCUCCCUCGUCGCCACUUGCGACACUCCCAACUUUCCCCUCCUCUGGCCCACCGCCCUCACAACCCAAUUCCGCUUCCUCUUCCACGACGCCACCACCUUCGAACCCUACACAGCAGAACUUGAAGUCGUCGAAGACGUCAACGCCCUCCUAGGCCGAAGCUCACGACGUCUAGGCGGCAAGGACGGCGUCGGCUACGUCCUGAAAUCCCUCCCCGAAAACGCCCGUCGCCUCUUCGCAAUCCUAGUCGCAGAGCAAAUGGCCCUCGCCGACACGGAGCUCGACGCCGGCGGUGCUGCAGCACUCGAUUCCGACAACGAUGACGAUAUCCUACGCGCUGAAGACGAGGAGGAAGCUGCUGCCGAGACUCCGUCGAGGAAACCUAGACGAGGUCGGCCAGCGAAGAAAAAUAAGACGGUUGAGAAGACGGCAAAGAAGCAGCAGGUGGUCGUGACGGGGGUGGAGUAUAGAACUCUGUACCAUAAGGCUGUGGAGGAGUUUGUAUGCUCGAGUGAGGUGAAUUUCAGGACGCUAUUGAAGGAGUUCCACGAUCAUCAGAUGAUUGAGUCGAGGAAGGACCCCAUGGGGACGGAGAGGUUGGUUGUGCCGUUUAGGAGGGAGGAGCUGGAGGCGAUUCUGGAGGAGUUGGUUUAG